Messenger RNA from Pleuronectes platessa (European plaice), 2178 nucleotides. RefSeq names its product gastrula zinc finger protein XlCGF28.1. The record is from RefSeq and is a predicted model, not a curated record. Gene Ontology annotation, biological process: regulation of transcription by RNA polymerase II. The transcript is spliced from 3 exons. Gene Ontology annotation, molecular function: DNA-binding transcription factor activity; RNA polymerase II cis-regulatory region sequence-specific DNA binding. The coding region runs from base 111 to 1964 and encodes 617 amino acids. NCBI's taxonomy places the organism in Eukaryota, Metazoa, Chordata, Actinopteri, Pleuronectiformes, Pleuronectidae.
CCGGAAGUAAACACACUAGUUGCAUUAGCUAGGUGCAUGUUAGCAGUUAGCUGGAAGACGGUAGUGUAGUCUUGUCUCGGGUAAAUAUUCAAGUAGUGGACGGAGCAGUGAUGUCUUCGGUUCAGUAUUUGAGAGCGUUUAUCAGCGAGCGACUAACAGCUGCUGCUGAGGAGAUAUUCACGGUCUUUGAAAAAACCAUCGUCCAGUACGAAGAAGAGGUGGAUCGUCAGCGCAGACUGCUGGAGACCGUUUUGAAACCUGAAAUAAAGCUGCACAGGAUCGAGCUCCCACAGCAUCAUGCCUGUAAGAAGGAGGAGGUUCUCCCUGACCAGCAGCUCUGUCCCCAGGAGAGGAACUCCAGUCUGGACCAAGAGGAACCAGAACCUCCACAGAUUAAAGAGGAACAGGAGGAAAUCUUCACCAGUCAUGAGGGAGAGCAGCUCGUACUGAAGCAGGAGACUGAAACCUGCAUGUUGACUCCUCAUGGUGAGGAAAGUGACCACAGAGAACCAGAAGGUGAUCACCAGCUCCUCUCUCACAACUCCCCUGUAGCUGAGAGCCACGAUCAAAAUAAAAGAAAACGUUUGGAUUUAGAAUCAACAGGAAAUGAAGAACCAAACCCACAGAAGAGUUUUCAUGAAAAUAAAAGUCAUGGUUACAAUGUGGACAACUCUCCCAAAUCAGAGAUUAUCUCAAAUACUCACACAGAGCUCCCACAGCAGCAUGUCUGUAAGGAGGAGGAGGUUCUCACUGACCAGCAGCUCUGUCCCCAGGAGAGGAGCUCCAGUCUGGACCAAGAGGAACAAGAACCUCCACAGAUUAAAGAAGAACAGGAGGAAAUCUUCACCAGUCAGGAGGGAGAGCAGCUCGUACUGAAGCAGGAGACUGAAACCUGUAUGUUGACUCCUCAUGGUGAGGAAAGUGACCACAGAGAACUAGACGCUGAGCACCAGGUCCUCCCUCACAACUCUCCUGUAGCUGAGAGCCAAGAUCAGAACAGAAGAAAACAUUUGGAUUCAGAAUCAACAGGAAUUGAAGAACCAAAGAGUCUCAAUGAAAACAGGAGUCACAGUUACAAUGUGGACAACUCUUCCACGUCAGAGAUUAACUCAAAUACUCACACAGGUCAAAAGUCUUUCAAAUGUGACACUUGUGGAAAAACUUAUGUGUGUAAGUAUAUGAAGAUUCAUCUAAGAACACACACGGGUGAAAAACCUUAUUCAUGCAAAAUAUGCACGAAAAGAUUUGUAAGGAGUUUUGAUUUGAAGGUUCAUAUGAGAAUUCACACUGGUGAGAAGCCAUAUUCUUGCCAAACCUGUGGGAAAAGGUUUGGACGUAGUAAUGAAUUGAAAAUCCACCUGAGAAGUCACACUGGUGAGAAGCCAUAUUCUUGCCAAAUAUGUACAAAGCGUUUUGUAUGUAGUAGUCAUUUGAAGGUCCAUGUGAGGUUUCACACAGGUGAGAAGCCAUAUUCAUGCAAAAUAUGUCAGAAAGGUUUUGUAAGGAGUUGUCAUUUGAAGGUUCAUAUGAGAACUCACACUGAUGAGAAGCUAUAUUCUUGCCAAACAUGUGGGAAAAGGUUUGUUUGUAGUGAUGAAUUGACAGUCCACAUGAGAAUUCACUCUGGUGAGAAGCCAUAUUCUUGCCAAAUAUGUGGGAAAAGGUUUGGACGUAAUAAUGACUUGAGAGUCCACAUGAGAAUUCACACUGGUGAGAAGCCAUAUUCUUGCCAAACAUGUGGGAAAAGGUUUGGACGUAGUGAUGAAUUGAAAAUCCACCUGAGAACUCACAAAGUUGAGGAGCCAUUUUCGUGCAAAAUAUGUCAGAAACAUUUUGUAAAUCGUAGCAGUUUGAAAGUCCACAUGAGAAUUCAUUCUGGUGAGAAGCCAUAUUCUUGCCAAACUUGUGGGGAAAGUUUUGGACGUAGUGAUCAAUUGAAAGUCCACAUUAGAACUCACAGUUGAGAAGCCACAUUCUUGCGAAACAUUUAUGAAAUGUUUUGGAAGUAGUGGGAUCUGAAAGUCCAGAUGAUGGCUCCCAUGUCAGAAGCCGUACACCUGCAUUAUCUGUGGGAUAAGGUUGAGAGUUAAUACACAAUGGAAAUUGUACAUUAACAUAACUCAUGUAGUAGAUGUAGCGGCUCUAUGAAAUGUACCUCAUAAAGAAACUUGUAUUUUA